AUGGUGUUUUCCACCAUUUGGGGGACUUUGGUGUCCAGGCCCUCGUCCAUCCCUGGGGACAUCGAUCUGGCUGUCUCGGCCUAUUCCUGGACCCCCGCAGGGUCUGGAGCUGAGUUGGGGCACUUCUUGGUGGCCACCCGGCAGGGCAUGCUGUGCACCUUGGAUGGGGCCACCGGAGCCUUGCUGUACAUUUGUCAGGCAGAGCAGCCUAUCACCAGCAUCACUCUGACGCCAGAUUAUCUCAUCACAUCGCACAUUGGAAACACCCUGAAUUUCUGGGAGCUUCAGCCGCAGGCUUUGGCCAAGGUCACCGCCGAGGACGUGGCCAGCUUCGCGGCCGGCAUGGCCUUGGCGCCCGUGGCUGACCUGGAGAGUGUAGGCGAAAGCCAGCCCUUGGGGCAUCGAUUGCUGGGCCAGGUGGCUUCUAUCCAAGCCACCUCAUCCGGCACUGAUGCUGUCCUCACUACCGCAGAGGGCGAAGUUUGGACGAUGAAACUGCCCGGGAAGCAGGAAGUGCGUGAAGAGGAGGAUGAAUUUGCUCAGGAUGACAUGUACGUGCGUGCCGACCAGUUGUACUGCUUGCAUGGAAUUCUGCAGCGUGAGUGGUCGGUCAGUGGGCAGAUGUCCCUGUUGUGUUGGUUCCAUACGCACACAGUGACGGCUCUUUGCCCCAUCGGUUCCGGGCUGCAGGUCUGUGCUAGUGCAGACGAAGGUGGUCGCCUACGGCUGUGGCAGGUGGUUCGCGGCGAAGACGCCAAGGGCUUCAAACUGCUGCGCUUCACCUCGGCGGUCACCAGCCUGGCUGUGGAAGCGCGAGGGAAGUUCCUCCUGGCAGGUACCGAUUCUGGCUGCAUUCAUGCAGUGGCUGUGGAUCCGUGGCCAGAUGCAGAGGUGGUCGACACAAAUCGAAUUAGCGAAGUUGGCAUUGCAAAGCUGUGCUGCACUGGCUCCGAGGACGGAUUAUCCUUGAAGGUGGCUGCUUUGUUGUUCGACGGCAGGAUAGCUAUGGCAUCCUUUUCUCUUCGCGAACCGAAAGUCAAAAUGCUGGGGCUCACCGAAAAUCUGGGGAUGGUGGAAGACAUCUGCUGGCAUGAGCAGGAAAAGACUGAGGAGCUGAACAUGCCCCCAAAGCUGCUGGCGGUCGGCUGCACGGCCGAGGCAUCCUGCUUGUGGACUGUGAGAUCGCCCAAAGACAGCUUUGAACCCCGUGACCUGGUGAUCCACCGAGAGGCCAUGGGCUUCUGGUCGCAGAAGCUGGCGGGGGACACCUCUGAGAACCGGCCCACUGCGGUGUGCUCGUUGUCCAAGACCCAAGCUGUCGUUGGAUUUGCCAGUGGCGCUGUUUGCAUUUAUGCAACGCCCACUCAGCCAGGGCUCAUGGUGAAGUCGCCAGCUGCCACUCCAAUGAAGAGUCUGGUCCCUGCUGGAGCCCAUCAUUUGGUGAAUAGCCUCCAGACCAAUGCCAGCUGUACCAUCUUGAUGGUCGGAUGUAUGGAUGGCUCCGUUCUGAAGCUGAGUCCGAGCCUUAAAGAUGGCCGACAGCCAGCUGAUCCUCCAGCAUUUGCCAGGAAAGAGGGGGAGGAACUGAUGUGCAAGACGCUUCACAGUCCCUACAACGGUGGAACAGCACAGGUCGUCUGCAGCCGAGACAGUACUGUGGCCAUGAGCACUGGUGGCGCAGAUGGGAUCUUGGUGUGGAGCGAACCUGGAUCUGAAAUCACCGUGGCUCCUGACGAUUCUCAUCUCAAGGGUCAAGAUGAUGAAGCAUUCGGUGAUGAGACUGCGGCGCAGUUUGCCUUUGAGUUGGAUGACACUGAUGUCAAUGCUUUUCCUGCUUGGGUUCCACCUGCGGCAGGUGCUGAUGCCGCGAAGGGCGAUGACGAGGAAGAAGCUGCGGCCAAGCGAAAGCUGAUGACUCAUGAGAUCGAAGCCUUGCGAAAGAAGCUGCGCAUCCUCGUCGAUCACAACAGCAACGCGCCGGAUUUGGAAAAGUUGGAUCGCUCGGAGUUCUGCGUGGACUUCGAGGAACGCGACGCCAUUGGAGCCAAGUCCAAGGAGCGCUGCGACGCCCUGCGGGCGGAGAUCGAGCACCAGAACGUAGCCAGGCAGUUGAUUCGAGAUCGGCUCAUCAAAGAGUUUUGGGAUCCCAUGCGCGGCAAGGGCUGUCAGAUCACCUCCCUGACCUCGACCCUGGCCGUGUCCAACUACCCCGAGCGGACCGUCAGUGAGGAGGAAAGCACCAUCACACGCAAGCUGCGAAUGCUGCGCAAGAGCGAACAGCUCGAAUUCCAAAUGCCCAGGCUGAAAGACUCCAGUUGUCCCACGGAACUGAAGAAAGACAUGGUGCUGGACGUGGAUCACUUCGCCUCAGGCAAAGAACAGUACGUGGUGAAUUGGUGGCCGGGCGCGCAUAGCAAGGAUGCCAUAUGGCUUGAAAGGAUUGUUGACAAGUUCAAGGCCAUAAGGGAGAUGGCAACCUAUGGGAAUCCUGAUGGCAUUGAAGAUUUGCACGCGCUACCAGAUGAAGAGAGGGCCAAAAUGUGGGAUAACAUGUGUGAAAUUCGCAACUAUGCGAACGAGAUCCUGAGAUUGCUUGGCGCUGCAACUGGAGAAGAGCCGCCGGCUGACCAGAUCCUGAGACUGGAAGAUCUGAACAAUGUCCUGGGUGUUUUCUGGGCGGUUUACGAAUGUGCCAGGGACGCAGCACACCCAGCUGCGCGUCAGAACUGGAGGGCCGCCUCUGGACAAAUCCUUUUUGCCAGUCGCAGAGCUGAGGAGCUGCUGCAGCCAUUCCUGCGGGUGGAAGUUUUCCCUGAGGAGCUGCGUCCAGAUGCUGCCGAGUCAGUUGCCUUCACGCAUCCGACAGCUCAAUCUCACCCGCAGGCCCCUGUUGAGCGGAGUGUCACAGCAGUGACAUGGAGCGUGACAGAAGAAACGCAGACACAAGGGAACGCUGAGGCUUUCAACCUUCCUGAAGUUGUUGCAGGGGGGGAGACAGAAGCAAAACUACAGGCCUUGGAGCACAAUCUUCUGGAGUUGCAGAGUACACGAAGGCAUGAAGACUACCCCAACAUUGCUGAGACACUGCAUGCACUAGGAGAAGUGAGCCAGCAGGCUGGAGAUCUCAAGCAAGCGAAGCAGCACUUGGAUGAGUCCUUGCGAAUGCAGCGCUCCUUGCAUGGGGACAGGGAUCACCCUGACAUUGCCAAGACACUGCAUGUACUAGGAGAAGCGAGCCUGCUGAAUGGAGACCUCGAGCAAGGGAAGCUGCAAUUAGAUGAGUCUUUGCGAAUGCAGCGCUCCUUGCAUGGGGACAGGGAUCACCCUGACAUUGCCAAGACACUGCAUGUACUAGGAGAAGCGAGCCUGCUGAGUGGAGACCUCGAGCAGGGGAAGCUGCAAUUAGAUGAGUCUUUGCGAAUGCAGCGCUCCUUGCAUGGGGACAGGGAUCACCCUGACAUUGCCAAGACACUGCAUGUACUAGGAGAAGCGAGCCUGCUGAAUGGAGACCUCGAGCAAGGGAAGCUGCAAUUAGAUGAGUCUUUGCGAAUGCAGCGCUCCUUGCAUGGGAGCAGGGAUCACCCUGACAUUGCAUUGACACUGCAUGCACUGGGCCAAGUGAGCCAGCAUGCUGGAGAUUUCAAGCAAGCGAAGCAGCUCUUAGAUGAGUCCUUGCAAAUGCAGCGCUCCUUGCAUGGGGACAGGGAUCACCCUGACAUUGCUGCGAUACUGCAUGCAGUAGGAGAAGCGAGCCUGCUGGAUGGAGACCUCGAGCAAGGGAAGCUGCAAUUAGAUGAGUCUUUGCGAAUGCAGCGCGCCUUACAUGGGGACAGGGAUCACCAUCGCAUUGCCAAGACACUGCAUGCACUAGGAGAAGCGAGCUUGGUGGAUGGAGAUCUCGAGCAAGCAAAGCUGCACUUAGAUGAGUCCUUGCGAAUGGAGCGCUCCUUGCAUGGGGACAGGGAUCACCCUGACAUUGCUCAGACACUGCAUGCACUAGGCCAAGUGAGCCAGCAUGCUGGAGAUUUCAAGCAAGCGAAGCAGCUCUUCCAUGAGUCCUUGCAAAUGGAGCGCGCCUUACAUGGGGACAGGGAUCACCCUGACAUUGCUGCGAUAAUGCAUGCACUAGGCCAAACCAGCCUGCUGGAUGGAGACCUCGAGCAAGCGAAGCUGCACUUAGAUGAGUCCUUGCAAAUGCAUCGCUCCUUGCAUGGGAGCAGGGAUCACCCUGACAUUGCAUUGACACUGCAUGCACUGGGCCAAGUGAGCCAGCAUGCUGGAGAUUUCAAGCAAGCGAAGCAGCUCUUAGAUGAGUCCUUGCAAAUGCAGCGCUCCUUGCAUGGGGACAGGGAUCACCCUGACAUUGCUGCAAUACUGCAUGUACUAGGCCAAACGAUUCUGCUGGAUGGAGACCUCGAGCAAGGGAAGCUGCACUUAGAUGAGUCCUUGCGAAUGAAGCGCGCCUUACAUGGGGACAGGGAUCACCCUCGCGUUGCCCUUACACUUCAUGCACUAGGCCAAGUGAGCCAGCAUGCUGGAGAUUUCAAGCAAGCGAAGCAGCUCUUCCAUGAGUCCUUGCAAAUGCGGCGCUCCUUGCAUGGGGACAGGAAUCACCCUGACAUUGCUGCGAUAAUGCAUGCACUAGGCCAAGCCAGCCUGCUGGAUGGAGACCUCGAGCAAGCGAAGCUGCACUUAGAUGAGUCCUUGCGAAUGAAGCGCGCCUUACAUGGGGACAGGGAUCACCCUCGUGUUGCCCUUGCACUUCAUGCACUAGGCCAAGUGAGCCAGCAUGCUGGAGAUUUCAAGCAAGCGAAGCAGCUCUUAGAUGAGUCCUUGCAAAUGCAGCGCUCCUUGCAUGGGGACAGGGAUCACCCUGACAUUGCUGCAAUACUGCAUGUACUAGGCCAAACGAUUCUGCUGGAUGGAGACCUCGAGCAAGGGAAGCUGCACUUAGAUGAGUCCUUGCGAAUGAGCCGCGCCUUGCAUGGGGACAGGGAUCACCCCAACAUUGCUGGGACACUGCAUUUACUAGGAGAAGUGAGCCAGCAGGCUGGAGAUCUCAAGCAAGCGAAGCAGCACUUGGAUGAGGACUUGCGAAUGAAGCGCUCCUUGCAUGGGAACAGGGAUCACCCUGACAUUGCAGUGACACUGCAUGCACUAGGAGAAGUGAGCCAGCAGGGUGGAGAUCUCAAGCAAGCGAAGCUGCACUUAGAUGAGUCCUUGCGAAUGAAGCGCGCCUUACAUGGGGACAGGGAUCACCAUGACAUUGAUGCGAUACUGCAUGCACUAGGAGAAGUUUGCCAGCAGGCUGAAUAUCUCAAGCCAGUGAAGCAGCUCGUAGAUGAGUCCUUGCAAAUGGAGCGCUCCUUGCAUGGGGACAGAGAUCACCUUGACAUUGCCAAGACACUGCAUGUACUAGGACAAGUGAGCCGGCAGGCUGGAGAUCUCCAGCAAGCGAAGCUGCACUUAGAUGAGUCCUUGCGAAUGAAGCGCUCCCUGCAUGGGGACAGGGAUCACCCUGACAUUGCAGCGACACUGCAUGCACUAGGCCAAGUGAGCCAGCAUGCUGGAGAUUUCAAGCAAGCGAAGCAGCUCUUCCAUGAGUCCUUGCAAAUGGAGCGCGCCUUGCAUGGGGACAGGAAUCACCCUGACAUUGCUGCGAUAAUGCAUGCACUAGGCCAAGCCAGUCUGCUGGAUGGAGACCUCGAGCAAGCGAAGCUGCACUUGGAUGAGUCCUUGCGAAUGAAGCGCGCCUUACAUGGGGACAGGGAUCACCCUCGUGUUGCCCUUACACUUCAUGCACUAGGCCAAGUGAGCCAGCAUGCUGGAGAUUUCAAGCAAGCGAAGCAGCUCUUCCAUGAGUCCUUGCAAAUGCAGCGCUCCUUGCAUGGGGACAGGGAUCACCCUGACAUUGCCAAGACACUGCAUGCACUAGGCCAAGUGAGCCAGCAUGCUGGAGAUUUCAAGCAAGCGAAGCAGCUCUUCCAUGAGUCCUUGCAAAUGCGGCGCUCCUUGCAUGGGGACAGGGAUCACCCUGACAUUGCCAAGACACUGCAUGCACUAGGAGAAGUGAGCCAGCAGGGUGGAGAUCUCAAGCAAGCGAAGCUGCACUUAGAUGAGUCCUUGCGAAUGCGGCGCUCCUUGCAUGGGGACAGGGAUCACCAUGACAUUCAUGCGAUACUGCAUGCACUAGGAGAAGUUUGCCAGCAGGCUGAAUAUCUCAAGCCAGUGAAGCAGCUCGUAGAUGAGUCCUUGCAAAUGGAGCGCUCCUUGCAUGGGGACAGAGAUCACCUUGACAUUGCCAAGACACUGCAUGUACUAGGACAAGUGAGCCGGCAGGCUGGAGAUCUCCAGCAAGCGAAGCUGCACUUAGAUGAGUCCUUGCGAAUGCAGCGCUCCUUGCAUGGGGACAGGGAUCACCCUGGUGUUGCUGCUACACUUCAUGCACAAGGCCAAGUGAGCCAGCAGGCUGGAGAUCUCAAGCAAGCGAAGCAGCUCGUAGAUGAGUCCUUGCAAAUGAAGCGCUCCUUGCAUGGGAAGAGGAAUCACCCUGACAUUGCAGUGACACUGCAUGCACUGGGCCAAGUGAGCCAGCAGGCUCAAGAUCUCAAGCAAGGGAAGCAGUUCUUAGAUGAGUCCUUGAAAAUUGAGCGCGCCUUGCAUGGGGACAGGGAUCACCCUGGUGUUGCUGUUAAACUUGAUGCACUAGGACGUGCAUAUUACAGCUUCGGUGUCUCCACAGAACUGGUUGAUUUCAAUCCUUGGCUUCUGAUGGCGAAACAUGGGGAGCUGCUGCCCAAGCGAAGCUCAUGGGUUGGAAUCAGGAGAUUUUUGACCAGUGCCUCGGCGGCCCGCGCCAAGCAGCUGGCCGACGCCGAAGCGGAGGUGAAGCGAAUCGCAGCGGAGAAGAAGGCCAAAGAGGAUGCCGAAAAGCAAAAGGAGAAAGACAAAGGUGGCAAGGAAAAGGACAAGGGUGAAGAGAUAGGUGUGAAGAUGAUGGAAGAUGGAGGUGGAACAAGUGCAGACUCGAUUGUGGCGGAAGAGCAGAAGUAUCUCUACGAACCCUUUGAGCUGGUCACCAACAGCCGCAGACGUUUGCAGAUCCAUUUGCUUCAAUCCUUGUCCGCGGACUACCGGAUGCACUUCAACGAGCUCUUCAAGGCAUGCCAGGGUGAUAAGAGGAACAUCAUCGAUGGUAUCAAAGAAAAGUGCAGCAGAAUCCGUCAGAUCCUGGGGGAGCUGCAGAUUGAAGAGGAGGUGCCCGAACCCAAACUGCAGGAGGUGGAAGAUUGCGACUCAGUCCUCAAGGUGCAGGACCACGAGAUCGCUGUGGAGAAGUGGAUUUCUCCUGAAGAGAGAAAAGCAAGAGAUGAAGCGGCUGCAAAAGAAGAGGAACGCUUGCGGCAGCUGCGAGAGAACGAUGCGGGGCAGAGAGCUCUGGUACAGAUGAUGGGUGGCACACUGAAGACCAAGAAGGACUUGACUCCCCUGGAGAUCGUUCUGGACAAAGAAGCCUGGAUGGACGAAAUCCCAGAGGAUGACAUGACAGAGCUGCAAAAAGCGGCCUUCACGGAGUACCAGGCCAAAGAGAAGGCCUUGGCAGAAGCACAAGAUGCCUACAAGAAGCAGCUGUCGGCGGAGUUGAAGUCCCUCCGCGCCGGAGUGCAAGAGUUGACCUUGCAGUUCGAGGGCUUGCUGAAACGGCUUCAUCAUGAACGUUUUGCGCAUGAUGCCAAAUUCCUGUGCCAGGAACUGUACUGUGCUCGGUUACAGCUGGCCCUUCUGCAAAACGUCGAAGACAACUUGGUUCGCGAGCAAGCGGAGCUUGACUUGGAAGGCUCCAAGGGAAAGGUCAUGGGAUGUGAACAACGCGUGAACGACUUCACAGCAGAAGUUCAGCGGGUCAGAGGGGACCAGGAUGACCGUGCUCGAUAUGAGAAAGAGGUGUCAUCAGCGCAACAUUUCAGGCAAGCCUUUGCCAAUUCAACCUUGGAGGCAAAUGCCAUCACUGCGUUGCUGCAGCUCUUCAGAAAGAAGAAAGAACUCGGCAAGGGCAAGUCCUUCGGGGAAGAGCCCAUGAUGACCGCCACGCGCAGCACGGCGCGGAAGAGCGUGUCGGGGAUCUUCCCAACGAAGAUUUGCAAGCCGUUGGAUGUGGUGGUGGGAGAUCCCUACAUCGACCUGGGAGCUGAGCCCCCUGAAUCCUUAGAGCCGCAAGUGGAAGAUGACAUCAAGCCAGAGGACUGUCCGGAAGGCGUUGAUGAGGAAAGCUUCAAGCGCAUGCACGAGCUGCGUGCGGAGAAGCUUCGGGCGGAGGUGGAGGUGGCGAAAGGAGCCAUGGUUCUGUCCGAAAUGGGUGGAUUCUUGUCUCACUUGGAGCGAGAGCAGCUUGGCGAGAGGUGCGCCGACGCCAAAGGUGACCGAGACCGCUUAGAGCGAGAACUUCGGGAACAUAAGGAAUUGAUGAACCGUGAGCUCUACGACAUCGAGAUUUUGUUCAAGCUGAAGCAGGGUCAGGUUGAAGUGCCACAAGCUGCCGUGGUGACCGACUAUUCGGAUGCCAUUGUGAUCGACCAGGAGGUGGUCGAAUCCCGGAAUAGAAGGAUCACGGAUCUUGGAAAAGACAAGGUUCACAUCCUGACCAAGAUCAAGGAGUUCCGAAAAUCCUUGAGCCUGUUGGACUGGGAGCAUGAAAUGCUGGCGCUGCAAACCACCGAUUUGGAGGAGAGAACCAAAGAUGUACAUAUGCUCCGUGUGACCAAGGACCUGCAAUCUUUGCUCAAAGGUGGCGAAGAAGGCAGAAACAAGGCAGAAUCGGAUUUGCUUGAAAGAAAGAUCGAGCACUUGAGCGAGGCCACUGAGAAGAAGGAGCAGGCACUGAAGAAGCAGCAUUCGAUGGUGUCGCAUGCUGCAAAGCUCCGAAAGAACGAGAACACGAUGUUGGAGAAGAAGCUGCGUGAGCUGCAGCAGAACGUGAUCCAGAGAGAGCACAUCCGUCGCCUCCGGGGCCCCGCGGGUGGCGGGCAGCAGAAGACCGGUGGUGGCGGACGGGUGGAGGAAGAUGAGGGUGCCGCCAAAGCCGCGCGGGCUGCGUUCAAGGAGUUGAGAAGUCGCCAAAGACUCAUGGAGGCUGCUAAGAAGAACACCGAAGAAAUCGAAAUUCUUCACAAGGAGCUGGACCGACUGCGGCAGAGAACCUUCCCGUCCUUUGUCCAGUUGCACGAGGACAGGCCGUCCAACCCCGACUUCAGAUGA
Molecule: messenger RNA, 9255 nt
Organism: Cladocopium goreaui
Lineage: Eukaryota; Dinophyceae; Suessiales; Symbiodiniaceae
Source: the annotation of a GenBank genome assembly